Molecule: messenger RNA, 2987 nt
Organism: Salmo salar (Atlantic salmon)
Lineage: Eukaryota; Metazoa; Chordata; Actinopteri; Salmoniformes; Salmonidae
Product: HAUS augmin-like complex subunit 5
Biological process (GO): centrosome cycle; spindle assembly
Cellular component (GO): centrosome; HAUS complex
Source: RefSeq, a predicted model, not a curated record
UUUGGCUUUGUUCUCUUGAGUUAUGUAUAACGGGUCAUUUCAUUGUCUCGGAGAUGAAACCGACUCUAUUGUCAGGGUAACUGCCUAAUUUCUGACACCAAUAUGACACUCACAGGUUUCGUUCUAUGGACAUUUGUACAAGGGCAUUUCCAUCGAAAAGGACCCAUGACCUCCAACAUGUUAAGUUCAAAGGAGCAUAUCAAAUUCGGUGUCAAAGGAAAAGCUAAGGUCUAUAUUUUUGGGAAAUGGAGGCAUAGGUACAUUUUAAAAUAAUUUUACAUCUUAAAAAUUACACAAAAGACUUAGAUUUCUUAAUAAACAUGGAAAAUGGGUCUUGCAAAACAUCCACCAGAAAUGGCCUCAAAACUUAUCAGAAAUGCAUAGAAACACAAUGUUGAAGUAAAGACCCCUGCCAGCUAAUAUCAACACUUAUAUUUAGUUUUGGAGAAAUUGUUUACCUUUAAGUUGAAGAGAAAUUUCCUCGUGCUUUGUAAUUCUGUCACCAAAAACCCAUGCGUCUAAGUAAUUUUAUAAUUUCUUUCCCUUAUGAGGGAGGAUAAUGAAAGUUCACACAAGUAAUGGUAGACCUGCCAAUAAGUUUGUGAUUUUGCUGAUAUUUCUUUGAAUUAUUAAGUGAUUCAAAUUUGUAUUUCCUGGAAUUACGCAAAAAUCAGUAACGGAAUGAUUGCAACUGAAUUGGCUACAAUGGGGAAACCAUAAUAGUCAGAAAUCACAGAUGGGAAUAUGGCAUACUGUUAUGUUCAGCUGAUAACUUUUCUUUCUGUUGUCUGGCAUUUAAACCAAGUCUGGACAACCUUUAUCUCACUCUCCAGUUAAUGUCUUACUGACACCUACCCGUGAUCCCCCUCUUUCCAUUUACUGUAACCAGCAUCCUCACCCACUGAGCACUGACUGACACCGGACGUCCAUGGACAUCGAAAUUUGGUACAAAGUUCUACAAGAUAAGGAGUUAAAAAACGUAGCGGGGCAGAGUGAUGCUGCUAAGCGGCUUGAGCUUCAGGAGCAGAUAGAGGAGCUGAGAGCCGAACUCAACCACCUGGACUCUCAAAUCAAUGGGACUGAAGCACAGCUAGCUACUGAAGAAGAGUCCAUUAACUGGAGCUGGGGAAUGGUGGAGGAGAACCAACGCAGGGAGCUGCUUUUACAGGCCUUUAAGCAACGCUGCAUGAAGGAGCGCCACGUUCUCUCAGAGGAUACCCGCAAGAUCAGUGGACGCUCCCAGGUUCUGGAGCAGCUGUCUAGGAAGGCAGAGCUGGAGGUGGUGUUUGGAAAUGAAGCCUCCAAUAGCAGUGGCGACUAUCUCAACCCAACAGGAGCAGAGCCUCAGGUUCUGCGUAAUGUGAGAGAGCUGUGUGAUGAAAGACUCCUCUUCUUCCAGUCUUUACAAGAGAGUGAGCUGAAAACGGUGUCCUCCACUGCCACACACUUGACUCGUGAACAGAGAACUGCAUUAUUUCAGCAUUGGUUAAGUGCUGUAGAGGACUUGUUGCGAUGCUAUCCUCCAAACCAAGUGCUGUCAGCCUUGCAGUACCUGGCCUUAGGACAGGAAAUUACAUUGGAGGAGAAGCUUGCCUCAUUGGAUGUGGCUCAUGAUGUUGCUGCAUUACGGUUUCGCUACGAGAGUAAUCACCUGUUAGACAUCUCGAAAGAAGAGGAAGAGUUACCACCCGUUAAGAGUCUUUUACAGUCAGCCUGGGAGGAGGUGGAACAGAGUCUGAUGGAACUGGCUCAAACGCGUUCACAAAUUCAACAGCUGAAGACCCAGCUUCAUGCCCGAAAGAAUGAGGCAGAGUUGGAGCUGCUUGCCGGGGAAUCUCAAACCCAAGCCCUGGCACAGUCAGUGUUUGAGCUGGAGAUGCAGUGUGUGAUGCAGGCAGCAGUGCGAGAUGGUGUGAGAAACCAGUGUGUUAAAAUGGAGCAACAUGCCAGGGACAGACAGGAGGCCCUUCGCAAUCUGCGGAGCCAAUGGCAGAGCAUCACGGACUUCAGACGGCUUGUGGACGUCAGGCAGGAACAGACUAGAGGUCUGAUCAAGGGGAAUUCGACAGCUAAGACUGAACUGACUCGCGUGCACAAGGAGAUUGGCCAGUUUGUCCAGGGAAAACUGACUCCCCAGUUUGGUGAAGUUCUUUCAGCAGCCAAUAGGCUUCGCAACUCUGUGUCCCAGGAGGCCAGACAGUUUGGAAACGUGUCACUAGUAACACUUGAUCGCAGACUCAUUGAAGGCGAGCAGAGAAUUCCAGCUGCGUGGUUGUCUAUCCAUCGCUUGCAUUCCUCACCCUUCCACAAUCUGUGUCAAAGCAUGGCUUUUCCAAUGUACAGGGCCCCUGAGGAACUGUACUCACAAGCUCUAUCCCAGCAUUUGGAGCUUCGCUUUCUGCGUCGUUUGCGGCAAUUUCACUCCUCCUCUUUAGCAAAUGUAGAGAAGCAAGGAGCGCUGCUGCCUGCACCUGACCAACAAGCCCUCCUGCUACGUGUCCUGGAGGAAGACAAGGAGCUGCUUCAGUCUUUGUUACCCAGGGUUUGGGAGCUCACCCAGUGGUGCUCACAGGGCCUUUCUUACGGGAAUCAAGUUAAGACUGCCAUUUCCUAUUGGUGGGAUCAGCCUGCUCAGUUUGCUCUGCCUGACAUACGCAAGGGGGGACUGACUUUUCAGCAGUGGCUACAGAGGUGGAAAUUUGCAGCCAAGGCUUCUUAAUGAGUUCCAUGGAAAAUAGACAAGUGCAUAGAUGGACAACAAUACUUGUCUAAAACUACAAUUUUAUUCCCUCUAAGGUUAAUUUACUAUAUUGUUCGAUUUUCACAUCUCAUUUUUGACAAACAUGCCAUUCAAUGUACACUACAUUGCCAAAAGUAUGUGGACGCCCUUUCAAAUUAGUGGAUACGGUUAUUUCAGGCACACUCGUUGCUGACGUGUAUGAAAUCGAGCACACAGCCAUGCAAUCUCCAUAGUCAAACAUUGGCAG